Messenger RNA from Brassica rapa (field mustard), 1228 nucleotides. RefSeq lists its product as uncharacterized. The record is from RefSeq and is a predicted model, not a curated record. Lineage: Eukaryota; Viridiplantae; Streptophyta; Magnoliopsida; Brassicales; Brassicaceae.
AUGGCAAUCCCCGAAUCUCUCAUGAAAGAUAAUUACUUUAUUCCGGUGGAUAAUUCGCCGGAGAAGGCGGAGGAGAACGGUUAUGUUCAGGAUAAACCUAGUUUUACGUCUUCCUCUGCUAAGAAAACUUCUGAAUCGCCAGUAAAGGAGAAUUUGACUCCAUCGGCUACACCAACGACAGCCCCAAGUGAAAUUUCGCCAAGUGUAACUCAAAUGAAAUAUCGUUGGUCGUUUUCCUCUUCUAAGAGAAGCUUCGGAAGUAGUAAAGAUGAAGCCUUCUUUGAUACAAAUCAAUGGUUACAAUCCGAUUCUGAAGAUGAUUUCUUCAGCGUCAAUGGAGAGUUCACUCCUUCACGUGGAAACACUCCAAAGUGUAGUUUUUCAGAUAAACAUCCUCGUUUCCACAACCCUUUGUUCGAAGAAGAGAAGCCUCGAGCAGCAUCGUUUUCAUAUGCUCCAGCACCACGAAGGAAGAAACUAGCCGAGCUUUUCAGAGAGAGUGUAAGAGAACAACGAGAAGUAAUUUUUGAAGAAUCAUUAGAAAGUCAAAGUGAAGAAAGUAAAAAAUCAUCUGGUGAUAACUCUGGUGAGCUCGAUGUCAUUGAAGAUUCUGAAAAGGAUAAAUCUAUGAAUAACCAUCAUCGAUGUCUUCCUAGAUUAUCUGCUUUAAAGGGAAAUUUAAUGGAGAAGAGAAAGAAGAAGAAGAAAAAAAUUCGUAUGACAUAACACUGAAAUUUUGAAUCCCUUUUUAUUUAGAGUGAAUUAGCCCAAUAUCAUAUAAGAAGUAGCAAAUUAGGCAAAUGCCUAUGACACAAAAGUUGUGGGGAUCCAACAUAGAGAAAAUGUCAAAACUGACCUUAUGUCUAUAAAAAAGAGAUCACGACAAAACCGGUGAUAAUAGGUCAUAAGCUAAAUGAUAUAAAAAGUAAUUAGCGAAAAGCAAUAGAUCUCUCUCUCUUUCUUCCCUCUAUUAUUUUUGAGAGAGAGGGAAUUGCGUUAUUUCCCAUGCUUGAUCAAUCUGGUGUAGCGUCAACUCUCAACUGCUAACGGGGUUUGUCUAUAAAAGGAAGCCAACAAGCAAACUCUCACCAUAAAAAGCUGUCUAGUUAACAAAACCAAUACCACUCCUCCGUUUCUGUGUAUUGAUUGUAGACUUUGUAGUUACAGAAUCUUGUUUCGUGAUAUUUUAUUAAUACUAGUUACAGAAGCUGUCUAGUUAACUAAAAUA